CGAGGAUCAGCUGGAGGAAGCAAUAACAGAGGGAAAAUCUGCAGGGGAAAAAUCGAACAAGAGGGAAAAACUACAGAUGUUAUGAUCUGAACAUCAAGUGUAAAUUCUAGUUUUACACGAAGUCCCUUCUUCUAAGAAGAAAGCCUUUUUUUUUAUUUUAUAUUAUGGUGUUUUAACUACCUCACUUAAAAGGCUACCUAAAGCUAUGCUUUAAGAACUGUUGUCGUUUCUACUUUGUGUGAGAUCAUCACGUUUACAACUUGAAUUAUAUUGCUAAUGCAGGCCUUUGCAGCGAUACCAAGUAAAACCUUACAUUUGCACUACGGAAGCCUGUCAAGUCCUGUAAGAACAUCAACCUACGAGAUAAAGACAAAAAAAGAGCUUGAAGGAAAGAGAGGCCAAGAAAACCGUGCUCACUUUCCUGACCUGGCAACUGUUUGACAAAGCAAAAAGCUAAAUACGAAUUCAAAAAUACUUAAUAAGUAGCAAAAACAUACACAUUACAAAGGCAGCUAGCUUUUCCUUGAGAACUGCAACUACACACAGCACCUGACUUCCGCGACCCCUGAUCCUUGACGUUUUACCCAUUGACGUGUACCCGACCAACCGGCCCAGCCAUGUUCCAAGCUCUGAGCAGCCUGUUCUUCGGGGAGGUGGAGGAGGUGGCCGCCGAGAUCAAUGGGCCAAAUCCCUGUGUGACCGACGCUGACGAGGAGGGAUGGAUGCUGGUCAACCUGCCCGGGGAAGCUGAUUGUGCGAUGCUAGUAGAGGGAGGGAUCAAGGUGCCAUCGAUAGCACAGGCGCUUGCACAAAACAACCAAUCAAAUUACCCAGACACACCCACCAGAACUGAGUGCCCCGUCCCCUCUCCGAACCCUUCCCCCCAACAUCAGAAUCGCCGCAGAACACACAAAGCUUGUUCACGAGCGGCGACAGUGGCGCCAUCAGACCCCCUCUCCACUCUCCCUUCUGCUAGCCUGUUAGCCGCGGGCAUAGCUACGCCCAUAUCCCUAAAAAGGCGGGCCAGGCUCUCCACCCCAUCUGUGUCCCCUGGCAGUAGUGGGUCGGAGAGAGGCUGCAUGGACGAGAGCUGGUUCGUUACCCCUCCCCCCUGUUUCACUGCAGAGGGAGCCACGGCGGAGACCAGCCCCAUGGAGGACCUGCUCAUAGAACACCCCAGCAUGUCCGUCUACGUCUCCCCUAGCAACCUGUCCAUGAUCUCCAACGGCAACCUGUCCAUCGUCGGGGAGGAGAGCAUCACCAGCCUGACAGGCAGCAUGAGCAGGGUGGCAGAACCAGCCGCUGCCCCUGCCGUCCACAAUACAAUGCCCACCAGGGUGACCCGAGGAGCGGCUGCCCAGGCUGGUACCCUGGCCAAGGUCACCCAGGUGGCCAGGGUUCAGAGGGGCAAGGCCCGCACUGAGAGGCGCCACCUUGGACGCAACCGCAUCCAGCGCCAGAACCGCACUAGGGAGCAGGUUCCCCGCCAUGCAGCCCACGCUAGAAACGCCUACUUGCACCAGCCCUGCCAGCGCAACAUCUGCCACUGAGCCUCCACACCCACAGGGGGAGCCAUUUACUCUGAGGGCAUUAGUGGUUAUACUCCCCCUUACAUACACACAGGUAGAUUUAUAUGGACACACACAUAUACACAAAUAUGUAAAUACACAUGUACACACAGCACAUAGACACUCAUUCUCUCUCUCUCUCUCUUUCACUAACUCACUCUCUCUCUCACACAGACACACAGACACACAGACACACACUCAUUCAUUUACAUAGGCUACUGUGCCCUGUUAGGCCCCAAACCCCAACCAAGCCCUCUAAUAAUUUAAUAAGUAUUAUGUUGUUAGCUGUCACACAUAAUAAUUAUUGAAAAAAAACAUGCAAAAAAAAGAUAACUUAGCAACUACUAUGUGUGUAAAACUACAAAAACUUCCAUCCACUCUCUCCAUUUCAGUUGAAAUACUCCUCUCCUCUAUCUCUUCCCAGUGGAAGUACACCUAUUUACUGCCAUGGAACACAUGGCCCUCUCCCCUUUGCAGCCGUCCUAUUGCUUUUAACCAGGUUGGGGGACAGACAUGCUAAGGAGGAGAAAUGAAAGAUGCUCACUCUCUUUCUGCGGGGACAAGCUUUUAUAGGGAAUCUUUAUUAGAUCGUAC
This is a messenger RNA of Coregonus clupeaformis (lake whitefish), 2162 nucleotides long. RefSeq names its product tumor protein p53-inducible nuclear protein 2 (gene tp53inp2b). Bases 618 to 1550 code for a protein of 310 amino acids. Gene Ontology annotation, cellular component: autophagosome; nucleus. The record is from RefSeq and is a predicted model, not a curated record. Gene Ontology annotation, biological process: positive regulation of DNA-templated transcription; autophagosome assembly. The transcript is spliced from 4 exons. NCBI's taxonomy places the organism in Eukaryota, Metazoa, Chordata, Actinopteri, Salmoniformes, Salmonidae.